Molecule: messenger RNA, 186 nt
Organism: Debaryomyces tyrocola
Lineage: Eukaryota; Fungi; Ascomycota; Pichiomycetes; Serinales; Debaryomycetaceae
Source: the annotation of a GenBank genome assembly
AUGCCGAAAGCAACAAUCCGCAUGGAAAUCCCAAAUAUUAUAAAGCCCUUUAAUCUCUUGAAUUUGACCAUGAACAAACCAAAGAAAACGCUAUCAACAACUGACACAAUUGAAGACAAGGAAGUGAUUCUAGUUGCAGACUUUUUUGAUUCGUUCACCGCAACUAUUAAUACAGCAUACGAAUAG